UUUUUCAUUCGAGACCCAUCAUUUCCCUUUUUUGGGACUCUCAAAUGCUCUCAAAGAGGGCAGGGGGAACAUUUUAUAUCAAAUUCUGAAUUUUCUGCAGCAACAUGUUACAACAUAGGUAAGUAGAGGUACUUUAUUUGAUCGAAAUGAGUUGAUUCGUCAAUUCUAGAUAACUUUGUUUCUCAGAAGACAUCCAUGAAUAACAACUAGUUCAUUACGUAAUAAAAGUAGUAGUGGCUGGCAGUGGCAAGUGGAGAGUUGUCAGGUGCUUGACUGCUUGACUGUACAAUUCUCUAUAUAGAAUUAAUUAUUUUUGAAUGUGCAUGUAAGCUAAAAUACUUGACGAUGCUCAAUAGUUCAUUUACCAGUAAUCAGUGAGACCAAAUUACCUUUCAUUAUUAUAUAUUUUUGAACUAAGAAUUAGUAUUCGGUGGCUUCCUUUUGUUUUAUAUUUAUUGUCUUGUUAUCAGCUGUUUAUUACAUACUUACGCUUGGACGAUUAACAUUUUCUCUCUUGUUGAAAACAUUUGAUCAACGAGUCUGGCUGUCUAGACCUUACGAAGUGUAUUCGUUUGUUAUCAGUAAUUUUUGAUUUUGAAAUCCAACAGGUAAGCUGUGCAUAAGUGUAAAACUGUAAAUGCUGUAAUAAAAUUGAAAGUCGUACUCGUACAUAUUCGAAGCACUUUAUGUCGAGAAGUUUGCUCAAUACUAUCGUUCAAACCCAUCGUAUGGUAAUAAGCAGGUGUGCAAAUAAGUACCAAAGAGCUUCAUAUUGCACGAAGAUGCUCAAAGAAUCGCCUCUUUUACCGGAUAUGCCCAGUGGUGGGCCUCUGGACGUAUAUCGGAAACAUGCUUCCUUCUCGUGGAAAAAAUUAAUCACCUUGAUCGACGGAGAAGAAGGAAUUGAAGUAAAGAUGAAGUAUUACAAUUUAUUCACCAAUGAUCCUAUAUUUAAACAACGAGAUUUUGAUAGUUUGGAUGAAGAGCGAAGAAUAACGACCUUACGUAUUUAUAGAAUUUUAAAAUUGAAAAUCCUUUCCGAUGAGGAAUUGUUAACGAAUCCUUAUUCUCUUAUUAGCAGAAUUACAGCUGAGUUCCAUUACUGUCCUUCGGUAGCUGUCAAAUUUGGAUUAACUUUUGUUAUGUUUAGAAAUGUAUUGAUUACAUUAGGAAACGAAGAUCAUCUCGAUACGUAUUUUGCUUGUGAAAAUGGAGAGGUCGCCGGAUCUUUCGCUUUGACUGAAAUCGCUCACGGUACGAAUACCAAAGGGAUGCGAACUACUGCUACAUUCGAUCCCAAAACCCAAGAAUUUAUUUUAAAUACUCCCAACUUCGCUGCAGCUAAAUGUUGGUCUGGCAGCUUAGGAAAAUGUGCCACUCACUCGAUAAUUUGGGCCAGAUUAAUCUUACCUGACGGCACGGACGAAGGCUUACAUGCAUUUACCGUACCAGUUCGAGACCCUGCGAAUGGAGUCGCGUUCCCAGGAGUUAUAGUUGGUGAUAUGGGUAAAAAAGCUGGUCUCAAUGGCGUAGAUAAUGGAUUUGUACUAUUUAAGAGCUAUCGUAUUCCUAAAAAAUGCAUAUUGACGAAAACUGGAGACGUGACACCCGAAGGAAAAUACGUCGUUCGACAUAAAAGCAACGAAAGUCGAUCUGGCACUGCAUUCGCUGCAUUAUCCGGUGGUAGAGUAAUGAUUAUUCAAAUUUGUCUGGCAUAUGUGACUAAAGCUUUGGCUAUUGCUGUGCGAUAUGCUGGAGUACGGAAACAGUUCGGACCCAGUGAGAAAGAUGAAGAAUUGCCUAUUAUAGAAUAUCAGUUAAUUCAAUGUAGAUUAUUCCCCUAUUUGGCUGGAGUUUAUUGUGUGAAAAUAUUCGGUAAUUUGUUCGGAAGAUUUUAUACGGAAAAUAUUAUUAAUACGUUCACCGGUGGUCGUGCUCCUGAUAAUUUCGGUCCAGAAACACACGGUCUUUCUAGCGCUAUAAAACCAUUAGCUUCGUGGCUAGCCAGAGAUGGUAUUCAAGAGUCUCGUGAAGCAUGUGGAGGUCAUGGAUAUUUGAAAGCUGCUGGAAUUAUCGAUCUGCGCAACGGUAACGAUGCCAAUUGUACUUACGAAGGUGACAAUAACGUAUUACUGCAACAAACCAGUAACUGGCUAGUACAGCUGUGGUCUAAACGAAGAUCUCCUGAAGCCAGGCCGAUGUAUAGCACACCCAUGAAAACAGUCGAAUUUCUUCUAGAUUCGGAUAGGAUUCUUUCAUCUAAAUUUAAAGCCAUCACUAUCGAUGAACUGACUAAUCCAAUAACUUUGCUCGAUGCGUAUAAAUGGCUAAUUUGUUAUCUACUCGAAAUUACGACUGAUAAAUUGAAUAUGUUGAAGGAUCAAGGAAAAGACUCAUUUACUGCGAAAAACGAUACGCAAGUUUAUUUCGCUAAAACUCUAUCCUUAGCUUAUGGCGAGCAUAGCAUCCUCUCAUCGUGCUACAAUUUCGCUCUAGAGAAAGCUGAAGGUGAACCUGGAGUUCAAAAUAUCAUUAUGUUGUUAACAUCACUUUAUGGAAUUUGGUCUCUGGAGAAACACUUAUCUUACUUAUACCAAGGUGGAUACUUAACUCAAGGAUGCACUUCGUAUCUUUUUAAAGAAGCUAUAAUAAGUUUAUGCGCUCGUUUGAAACCCGAAGCUAUUUCUUUGGCUGAUGGUAUCGCUCCUCCUGAUUUUAUUCUGAAUUCUGUUCUUGGAAAUGCGGAUGGAGAGGUGUACAAGCAUUUAGAAGAAUCUAUAUUCAGUGAUCCUCAAACGUUCAAAGUACCUGAAUGGUGGAAUGAAAUUUAUACAAUAAAUUCCAAACUGUAAAUUCAAAUUGGAAUUUUUUCGAUGAGUUUGACAUGUACUUUAAAUGACAAAAAUCAAUUUUUUAUUCAUCUGGAAUAAGAAUCUUGAUGUAAAAAAAGUAACGAAUGGGGCUUGACAUUUGUAUUUAUGUCUUCCAUAUGAUUUAUUUGUGUGAUAUGGAUACGUGAUUAUUCAUGUUACCUUGUGUAGGAUUAUUACAAUAUGUGAUACGCUGAAAACAUCAUUUGUGAGUGUUAUAAAUAUCAUUAAUACUUGUUACCAUUUUAUUUAUUUUUAUAUUGGUGUUUUGUAUCGUUUUAUUACGUAUUUAGGUAAAUAAAUUAGUACAAAUUUCA
Planococcus citri (citrus mealybug) is the source of this 3187-nucleotide messenger RNA. RefSeq names its product peroxisomal acyl-coenzyme A oxidase 3-like. Gene Ontology annotation, cellular component: peroxisome. NCBI's taxonomy places the organism in Eukaryota, Metazoa, Arthropoda, Insecta, Hemiptera, Pseudococcidae. The transcript is spliced from 15 exons. The record is from RefSeq and is a predicted model, not a curated record. The coding region runs from base 687 to 2852 and encodes 721 amino acids. Gene Ontology annotation, molecular function: FAD binding; fatty acid binding; pristanoyl-CoA oxidase activity. Gene Ontology annotation, biological process: lipid homeostasis; fatty acid beta-oxidation using acyl-CoA oxidase.